UCCCCACGUGAAGUGCUCCGUACAUGUGAGGAGACGUACGUCCAGUUUCAGCAGUUUACUGAGUGGUUUUAAGACCGCUACGUCCCAUAUUUCCAUCUUAUGGUUAUCGAUAGCAGCAGCAUGGAGCCCGCAGAGGAGGAGGCGCAGCUCGGCCAGGAGUCAGAGGAUGAGUACAGCGAGUUGUCCGACAGUGAGCUUCAAGAAGCUUUCUCAAAAGGGUUGUUGAAACCUGGAAUGAAUGUAAUGGUGGAGAAAUCCAAGAAGUUCGUCAACAAUGUGGAGGGGAUGAAGCAUUGUCUGGCUGACUUGCGUAAAAAUCUUCCCUGGGUGGAGAGGUUAGACCUGACCAAUCUGCCAGCUGAAGACAUUCUCAGCAAAGUUGAGGGGAAAGUUUCAGCUCUGGCCAAUGGAGAAGUCAAUGCCAACGAUGACUUCCAGAGGGAGAUGUUCUUCUACCGCCAAGCUCAAGCUGCAGUCUUGGAGGCCCUGCCCCUCCUCAACAAGCACGGCAUAGCCACCAAGAGGCCCGACGAUUACUUUGCAGAGAUGGCCAAGUCAGAUCAGCAGAUGCAGAAGAUCAGGAAAAAGCUGAUGUCAAAGCAGAUGAGUCUGGAGAAGUCUGAGAAGGCCAAGAAACUACGUGAACAGAGGAAGUUUGGCAAGAAGGUCCAAAUAGAAGUGAUCCAGAAGAGACAGAAGGAGAAGAAGGCGAUGAUGACGGCUGUAAAGAAAUACCAGAAAGGAAUGACGGACAAACUGGACUUCUUAGAAGGAGAGAAGAAAACGGGUAAAGAUUCUUCUGAAGCGUCAAAGAAAGCAAUGAACAAGAAGGGCCCCAACGCUAAGAGAAAAUACAAGGACAAGAAGUUUGGCUUUGGAGGCAAAAAGAGUGGAAAGAAGUGGAACACCAAGGAGAGCUUCAACGAUGUUUCCAGUUUUCGUGCCAAAGUGGCUCAUGCCAAGGGAGGGAAGAAAGGCAAAGGAGGAAAACAAAAUAAACGUCCGGGCAAGUCUGUACGCAAGAAGAUGAAGAGUCGCUCGUAAAAAGCUGACAGGCUGGUUAACAGACUGGACUUGGACAUUGCUUCUAGGCAGGAUUUGCCAGACCUGCUCACUAGUUGUGUAGGGGAACACGAGCUGUUCUUCUUCACUUUAUAUAUAACAUGCCUUCGAUAAAAUGUGUCAGGAUUGAUGGAGGACAACGUAAACCAGCUUCAAGCCACACAGAGAGACGUCCUGUCUCAUUGCUAAGAAGGCUGUUUGAAGGACCAGACAACUAAAGUCAAGAGCGGAUUGCAUUGAGCGACCCAAGUUGCUUUACUACACGCAAUUUCCAUAAGGCUCAUAAAGAGAAGUUAAUUAAGUAAUGACCAUAGAUAAGUUUUUAUUGUCUGUGGCCGCUAUUGUCUCUAUAGGGUGGAUUUAGUGCCCACUCUGUUAUUACACCUCAGUAUUUACUCACACCUCCCUGCUGUCCGGUUGACACUGUGUGUUCUUCUGAGUCUGGUGUAUUCUGUUUUAUUUUUUCUAACUCGGCUCCUUGACUCAUUGAUUCUCUCCCAUGUGACAUGGCAUUUUAUAAUAUUGAGCAGCUGUCAGUUUUGCCCUUUCCUAUUCAUUAAUAUGAUUAGUAUGGGUUGGGUGAAUGUGCUUUGUAUAGACCUGUGCAAAUGUUUCCCCUGCCAAGUGUUUUUCUUAGUUUGCUAAGAUGGAAAUACAGAAAGGGCAGACUGUGCUGACACCUGUGUGUUUGUAUGAUAAACAAAUUCAUUUGAACUCA
Messenger RNA from Stegastes partitus (bicolor damselfish), 1780 nucleotides. RefSeq names its product EBNA1 binding protein 2 (gene ebna1bp2). The coding region runs from base 100 to 1044 and encodes 314 amino acids. The record is from RefSeq and is a predicted model, not a curated record. The transcript has 9 exons. Gene Ontology annotation, cellular component: nucleolus; preribosome, large subunit precursor; nuclear periphery. NCBI's taxonomy places the organism in Eukaryota, Metazoa, Chordata, Actinopteri, Pomacentridae. Gene Ontology annotation, biological process: ribosomal large subunit biogenesis; rRNA processing.